CAUCACUAGUGCAGAUCAGUGUUGUGUGCGGUCUGCUCGCUGUUUGCUGCUGACUCCCCUCUGUCGUCCAUUAGAGAUCGGUACCAUCCCCACUGUACGGCGCAGGCCCGAAGUAGCGCAGCCGCUCUGAGUCAUUGUAGCGUGGAUACAGCUGUGUAGACCAGGUGGCCAAAAAUGGACGAGCACGUCGUUCACCAGACGGAACACAUGACCACCAUCGAGGCCAGCGCCGUUAGCCAACAGAUUCAGCAGGUACAUGUGGCAACCUUUACCGAAGCAUCCAUGAUGAGCGCCGAGGAAGACUCGACGUCCUCACCGGAUGAUGAUCCUUAUGACGACACGGACAUCCUCAACUCGGCUGGUACUGAUGAGAUCACCGCUCACCUGGCUGCCGCAGGGCCAGUAGGCAUGGCCGCUGCUGCUGCCGUGGCAACUGGUAAGAAAAGAAAGAGGCCUCAUAUCUUUGAAUCCAACCCCUCCAUCCGCAAGAGGCAGCAGACUCGUCUGCUCAGGAAACUGCGAGCCACCCUGGAUGAGUACACCACCAGAGUGGGCCAACAGGCCAUAGUGCUGUGUAUCUCUCCCUCCAAACCCAACCCUGUGUUCAAGGUGUUUGGUGCUGCUCCGCUGGAGAAUGUGGUGAGGAAGUAUAAGGGCAUGAUGUUAGAGGAUCUGGAGAACGCUCUGGCUGAACAUGCCCCACCUGGAGGAGAUCUGGCCUCAGAGCUGCCCCCCCUCACCAUCGAUGGCAUCCCUGUCUCUGUAGACAAGAUGACCCAGGCCCAGCUGCGAGCGUUCAUCCCAGAGAUGCUGAAGUACUCGACGGGCCGGGGGAAGCCUGGCUGGGGUAAGGAGAGCUGUAAGCCAUUGUGGUGGCCUGAGGACAUCCCAUGGGCCAAUGUCCGCAGUGACGUCCGCACAGAGGAGCAGAAACAGAGGGUAUCUUGGACGCAGGCGUUGCGGACCAUCGUUAAGAACUGCUACAAGCAGCACGGCCGUGAGGAUCUGUUGUAUGCUUUUGAAGACCAUGUAACCACGCCCACCGCCCAGCACCAGCACCAUCACCACCACCUGACCACCGCACAAAGUAUCGCUCACCUCGUUCCCUCACAAACUGUGGUACAGACCGUCAACAACCCUGACGGAACAGUCUCGCUCAUCCAGGUUGGCACAGGACACACAGUUGCCACCCUGGCAGACGCCUCAGAGCUGCCCGGUGUGACGGUGGCACAGGUCAACUACGCCACGGUGACUGACGGAGAGUUAUAUAUUGUUCCCUUCCAGGUGGAGCAGAACUGGGCCACCCUCCAGGGUGGCGAGAUGACAAUUCAGACCACCCAGGCUUCGGAAGCGACGCAGGCAGUAGCAUCCCUGGCAGAAGCCGCCGUCGCCGCCAGUCACGAAAUGCAGUCCGGAACCACGGUCACAAUGGCUCUUAACAGUGAGGCAGCAGCCCAUGCUGUAGCGACGUUGGCAGAGGCCACUCUACAAGGCGGAGGGCAGAUUGUCCUGGCAGAGACAGCAGCUGCUGUUGGGGCGCUGGCAGGGGUUCAAGAUGCCACAGGUCUGGUCCAGAUCCCAGUCAGCAUGUACCAGACUGUCGUGACGAGCCUCGCCCACGGCAACCGGCCCGUCCAGGUCGCCAUGGCACCUGUCACCACACGCAUAGAUAACACUGUGACCCUGGACGGUCAGGCGGUGGAGGUCGUGACCCUGGAACAGUGACAAUGAUGAUCCUGGAAGGAGUAGGAGGCACUGAUUUGCCACCUCGGCGAUUUGUUUGUCCUACUGCCUUCCAGCAUGUCACGCUGUGUACAAUGUCAAAUAUAUUUUUAAAUGUACAUCUGCAGGGGAAGUAAAAGUGAGUUAUCAAUGUGUUUACUAUGUAAAGAUAUUGCUUUAGUUGGUGUAAUUUUUCUCCCAUUUAGCUUCAUGGUUGUUUUUUUUUUCUUUUUUUUAGCUCUGUGAUGUUAAGUAUUGAGUAUUUAUUUCUUUACAAUUAACCUUUACUUAAAACAAAGAUGAACCAAAAAGCCCGGGAGGAAAGCCACCACUGCUUCACCCAGAGUGUGUAACUAUCACUGUUCUGGAUUUUUUUUUUCAUUAUCGUCUAUGUGCUUGACUGUUUUUGUUUUUAGGAUGCAUUUACACUUCAGUGCCAUAGUCAGAGAGUCUCUUCUCCCUUUGUUUCCCAUAUCCUUGAUCACUAUUCUAAAUUCCUCUUCCACUCUCCUAAAAGUCUCUUGGUGUACGGCCUCUGAGCUCCGGUACAUUUCUCACAUUUGAUAAUGAAAUAUUAUGUUGAAAUACCAUGUUGUCGUGUGUUUCUGCCCUGUGCUGUUUUACUGUAGUCCACGCACAUGCCAAGAUUUGUGAAGACUCAGGAUAUGCAUCAAAGUGUUUUUUUUACUGCUGGACUGCUGGAGCUGACUUCCUGAAGCAGCCUUUUUGUCUACCAAAUCCAUUUAUUUACAGUGCAUGGAUAUGGGCACCCCUUGGUAUGUUAUUUUUUUAACCUGAACUUGUAUGUCACUUAAGAUUUGUCGGUCUGCAUCACUUUGUAUAUCACAGGAAGUCGGUCGUACUUGGACAGGAGCUGCAGUAUUUGUGAUGCAACUAUCAAAAAGGAGUUUUCUUUCUAUCUUGCAACAACAACAACAACAACAACAACAACAACAACAAAUUUGCUUGCCAGGAAUCGACUUAGUUUGAUUCAGCUGUAACAGUUGGUUCAACUCUCACCACUAUUUAAAAAAUAAAAUCCAAUAAAAUGGCUGAUGUUUCACCAUU
Molecule: messenger RNA, 2790 nt
Organism: Cottoperca gobio
Lineage: Eukaryota; Metazoa; Chordata; Actinopteri; Perciformes; Bovichtidae
Gene: nrf1
Product: nuclear respiratory factor 1
Exons: 12
Coding region: 175-1725 (516 amino acids)
Biological process (GO): regulation of transcription by RNA polymerase II
Molecular function (GO): DNA-binding transcription factor activity
Source: RefSeq, a predicted model, not a curated record